UUGGUCACGUGACGCCCGUGCGUGCGCACAUCGACGUACGUGACGUAGGGUUGAAUCCUUCGUUAGUUUUCUCAACCAAACACUCUUGAUAUUGUGUAAUAAUAAUAAAAAACCCUCCAAAUCCGCCGGUGGUAGACGAGCCUUUAAGACACAAGGCGAACGCAGACGGAACCGCGGCUUUAGCGCUUUAAACCCACGCAACCGUUAGUGACCCGGAACUUGGCUUUUAGCUAAAGAAGAAGAAGAAAAAUCCUCCUUUUAAAGCUGUUUUUAAAACACCUUCGAGGAAGAAAGGCGGGGAAUACAAAGCCAGGUGCGUCAAAAAAAGAAAACACAACAUUUUUGGAUCCACGAAAGCGAAACGGGAUUACUUCAAAGCCCAGAGCCUGCUGCUGUGACUGGCCAACGACAGUACAUGGAUUAUCUGUGUUUUCGGGCACUGUGCUGUAAAGGACCUCCGCCUCCAAGACCAGAGUAUGACGUAGUCUGCAUCGGCCUGACAGGUGCUGGAAAGACCAGCUUGCUGUCACGCCUCUGCAGUGAGAACAGCGACGACAUCGGUCCCACAACAGGUUUCAACAUCAAAGCUGUACCUUUUCCAAAUGCCAUCUUGAAUGUAAAAGAACUUGGAGGAGCUGACAACAUUAAGAAAUACUGGUGUCGAUACUACCAGGGCUCACAGGGGGUAGUCUUCGUACUGGACAGCGCAUCGUCGAAUGAGGACCUUGAGGUGGCACGUAAUGAACUCCAUUCAGCUCUUCAACACCCACAGCUCUGCACACUACCGUUCCUCAUCCUCGCCAAUCACCAGGACAACCGUGCAGCAAGAACACCAAAUCAGAUUAAAAAGUACUUUGAGCUGGAGCCGCUGGCCCGAGGGAAGCGCUGGAUCCUGGAGGGCAGCAGCACCAACAACCUGGAGGCCGUGAAGGAGAGCUUCGCUCAGUUCAUCAACCUGUUGGAGGACAAAGACACAGAGCCGGCCAGGAUAUGAUGCUAACAGCGCUAAUGUUAGCAGACAUUAGUGGCUUACAAACACCACAUCCUGCUGCUGCCCACACACACACACACAAACACAAACACGCACAUACAAGCAAAAACAACAGCUGUCGGCCUCUCGCUGAGAUGUGUGUAUCCAGCCUCUUUUCCGAGUAGAGGAAUUCGCAGGAAUAACUGCAAUCGAGACAAACAGCAGGUUUCGGCUAUUUUUUAAUUGAAAUGUUGUUUACCACUGUUUGUGCCAAUACGAUUGGAUCAAACACACACACUGAUACCUUUGCAGGAUGUUUGGUGAACUCGGUUGAUGUUGUUUCCCCUGAGAAGAGCCGUCGGACUGUGAGCUUCUGUCCACAGAUGUUAAGCGACGGAGGCGCACAGUCCAAAGCCUUGUAGUUACAUGCCAGUGUGUCACACUACGUCUAAAAAUGUAAUCUGAAUAGUGUAGCUGAGUAUGUGAUGGAGUAUUAUGUACAUAGAGGCUGCUUCCUGUGCAGCACAACAACACGCUAGUUGUGAGACUUUUAAGUGCAAAGUGACUUUAUGAGUUUGUAUGGAAAAGUCUGAGGGCUUUUAUAAAUGUGCAACUUAGGUUAUAUUAUAUGUGAACCUCAUAAAUCAACGUUUUUUUAUAUAUGUUAUGCAUUCACAGGAAUUUUCUUUAAAAAUUACAGACCAAAAGAUUGACGGGGCGAGCCACGGAGACAUGUAACGCAUCCGUUUAAGUGUUGAGAGCGUCUUUUAUCUGUAGAUAUAAAUGUUUUUGUCCUUUCUUUUUUAAAUCGAACAUAUUCUCUCAGCACUGGUCUGCAGAUUCUCAUCAGGGUGAAACACAAACUAUCAAUCAGCCGCAGGAACAGCUGCAUCUGACAAGCCUCUGUCCGACACCCUAAUGCCUUCCAACUGUCUGGAGACCCCUCCCUGUCUGCCGUUUAUCGCGCUCCCCUGUCCAUCCGCUCCAUUUCUGCUCCACACGCCACCUUAGCCGCCGUGCCCCCGCGUGGACCCCAAAGUCGUAGUGCCACAUCCAAACGUGCGUUUUAAGAAACCAAAAAACUUUUGACCUCUCUCUGUUUUUGUUCUGUACUUUGUCAAGUUUUUUAAAGAUUUGAUCACUUUUUGUACCUGAUGUGAGAAGUGAGUGGAUCAGUGCAUAUGUUAGCUUGAAUGCUAAUAAAUCUGUCAACGAGAAA
Molecule: messenger RNA, 2189 nt
Organism: Oryzias melastigma (Indian medaka)
Lineage: Eukaryota; Metazoa; Chordata; Actinopteri; Beloniformes; Adrianichthyidae
Gene: arl15a
Product: ADP-ribosylation factor-like 15a
Exons: 5
Coding region: 416-994 (192 amino acids)
Molecular function (GO): GTP binding; GTPase activity
Source: RefSeq, a predicted model, not a curated record